AUGAGUUUGUCUGGGAAUCCUGCCGAAGUGGCAGAUGAGAAUCUGCUGGCGGCGGCGGUAAUUCUGCGCUUCUAUGAAGAGAUAGAUUCGCCCCUUGUAGGAGUUGACGAUGAAACUUACUUGCGAGGAGUGCAAGUAUUCCUGAACGCCCAGGGCGCAGCUGCAGUGAGAAACGGUGGCCUCCGACUGGCUGCAUUCUGGGUAGGCAUACGUCAGGAAUUUCACACAUCGUUCAUCAAACAGCGUAUCUUCCAAUUUGACCUCAGUUGCUGUGAUCACUCGACUUAUAGGUUACUCGACCAAGCAGAUGACCCCACCUGGGCCAAUCGAGUCAUUUUGCAUUGUGCCCACACGCUAAUAUAUUGUUACGAUGAGAGGGGCCAUACAAUAAACGAGUAUGAACAGCUCUGGGAUUAUAGUCAAGGGUGGAACCGAAUGGCACCACCGACAUUCAACCCGAUUUAUUUUCGACCGCCAGAUAGGUCGAAGGGUGAAAUGUUUCCAGAGCUGUGGUUCUUGGAUGAUUGCAUCGUAACUGCCAUUCAACACUGGCACCUUGCGAGGAUCCUACUUACUGCAUUCGAUCCCAGAGUCCCCCGUCUAGGACCUGGUAGGCGAGCAGCAGUCGGACGAAGAGAGGCUGAAAUCAAAGAAAGCAUGUUUAUACUAUGUGGCAUUGCUCGGUCAAACAAGACAGCUCCUGCCCUUAUCACAGCAUGCAUGGGAGUUUCGAUGUGUGGAGAUCGAGUAACGGAUCGUUUGGAGCAAGAAGCACUACUCAGCAUCUUAACCAUAACGGAAGAGACCCACGCCUUAUCAACUAUCAAGGCACAGGUACAGCUUCGAGGGGCUUGGGGCUGGACUAAUUCCGACGGAUAA
Molecule: messenger RNA, 879 nt
Organism: Aspergillus pseudotamarii
Lineage: Eukaryota; Fungi; Ascomycota; Eurotiomycetes; Eurotiales; Aspergillaceae
Exons: 5
Coding region: 1-879 (292 amino acids)
Source: RefSeq, a predicted model, not a curated record